This is a messenger RNA of Triticum dicoccoides, 1283 nucleotides long. RefSeq names its product protein PYRICULARIA ORYZAE RESISTANCE 21-like. The transcript is spliced from 3 exons. NCBI's taxonomy places the organism in Eukaryota, Viridiplantae, Streptophyta, Magnoliopsida, Poales, Poaceae. Gene Ontology annotation, biological process: regulation of defense response to fungus. The record is from RefSeq and is a predicted model, not a curated record. Bases 105 to 989 code for a protein of 294 amino acids. Gene Ontology annotation, molecular function: metal ion binding.
UCCCUCAUCCUCCUCUCUCUCUCUCCCUCACUCACCCCAGAGCAGAGCACAGGCCUCCUCUGAAGGCUGAAGGUGACGACCACGCCUCAGGCGGCGCCAUUGCCAUGGCGGACAAGAUCUCCACGGUUGUCCUCAAAGUUGACCUUGAAUGCACGCGAUGCUACAGGAAGAUGAGGAAGGUCCUCUGCAAGAUCCAAGACAAGAUGAACAUCAAGACCAUCUCCUUCGACGAGAAGAGCAACUCCGUGACGGUGUCCGGGCCGUUCGACCCCGACAAGCUGUGCCGGAAGCUCUGCUGCGAGGCCGGCCGGGUGAUCAAGGAGAUGCAUGUCAAUGGCAAGGAGCAGAAGGCGGACAAGGACGGCGGCGGCGGCGGCGGCGAGAAGCAGAAGGCGCCCAAGGACGCCGGCAAGGCCGAGAAGGAUGGUGGGAAGGCGGAGAAGCCCAAGGACGGCGGCGGGAAGGCCGACAAGGAGAAGCCCAAGGACGCCGCGGCCGCCAAGCCGGAGAAGAAGGUCAAGUUCGACGACGCGCCGCCGGCCACGGACGCGAAGCCCGGCAAGGCCAUGCCGCCGCUGCCGCCCGGCAUGAGCAUGGCCGACCUCGGCCCGCUCCUGGAGAAGAUGAAGCAGGCCAAGCAGCAGGGCGGGGGCGGGCCCCAGCCACCGCCGAUGAUGGCGCCGCCCGUGGCCGCGCAGGGGGUGGCCGUGCCGUCCAUCUGGCCGGCGCCGGCCGGGCCCAUGUCCUACAGCUACGACCCGACGCCGUACGGCCAGCCGUCGUACUACGGCGGGGGCUGCGGCGGUGGGUGCGGCGGGGGGUGCCAGUGCUGCAGGCCGCCCGUGCCGGCCGGCGGGUACUACGGCGUGCCGGUGCACGACCACCAGGGGUGGUACCACGGCAACCGGCAGCCGUACUACCCGCAGCAGCAGCAGCAGCAGCAGCCGUACUGCGGCGAGGACCCCAACGCCGGGUGCAGCGUCAUGUGAUCGGCAGGCGACGCGCCAUGGACAGAGGCAGAGCAAUCAGGCAUCGGGCAUCAGUCAUCAGUGUGUGUGGUCACUCUCCCGUACUCACUCAUGGCCUGCGGUUAAAAUUUUCCUUUUCUUUCUUCCUUCCGUGUCGUGGGUUCUUGUUUAUGUCUAAUUAGGCGUUGAGUUGUGCAUGUGAACAGAGAAGUUGUGCUGUUGUGUUCCUGGUGCCUAGCUUGUUUCCUUAGUUGGUUCUUGUCAUGAAUGAAUAUAUUUAUACCAGUAAUUAAGUACUGUAGUUUAUUUGGAUGG